Messenger RNA from Lizanozyma spartinae, 2844 nucleotides. RefSeq names its product Mtr10p (gene MTR10). The transcript has a single exon. Bases 1 to 2844 code for a protein of 947 amino acids. Gene Ontology annotation, cellular component: cytoplasm; nuclear membrane. Gene Ontology annotation, biological process: protein import into nucleus. Gene Ontology annotation, molecular function: small GTPase binding. The record is from RefSeq and is a predicted model, not a curated record. NCBI's taxonomy places the organism in Eukaryota, Fungi, Ascomycota, Pichiomycetes, Serinales, Debaryomycetaceae.
AUGCUGACUCCAGUGAUAUUGGGUGAGUUGGCCCAGGCCCUAAAGACAAUGUACUCCAAUGCUCCGCAAGCAGCUAAAAAGGAAUCCACAGUAUAUUUGGAAUCGUUUCAAAAAUCAGAAGUAGCUUGGGAAGUGUGCCAUCAAAUUUUAAGCGAUGCUUCCAUUGAUGAUACUCGAAUGAAGCUUUUCGCUGCUCAAACAUUACGUUCAAAGGUUACUUAUGAUGUAACUCUGCUCCCAGAAUCAAGUUUCCCAUCUUUACGGUCUUCCCUCCUACAAGUAUUUAUAAUCUACAACAGACGUCAAGAUAAGUUGAUCCGUACACAACUUAGUAUUGCGUUAUCUUUAUUGAUGUUGCAAGAUUUAUCUUGGACCAACGCUACAGAAGAUAUCAUUGACCAUUUAUCGAAUCCAAACCUAGUGCUUUGUUUGUUAGAUUUCCUUAAGAUCCUACCUGAAGAAUUAAGUGAUGUCAAGAGAACAAGUUUAACUGAUGAGGAAUUCAAUGAUAGAACUGCUGAAUUGAUUGAAUCCAAAGUGGAGAAGGUCCUUUUGAUUCUCAAAACUUUAAGUGAAUCAACUUCGGAUUCCCUGAUGAAAUCCUCUAUUUUGGAUUGUCUCAAUAGUUGGAUUAAAGAAUUUCCUAUCUCUGAUUUGUUAUCGAUCGAUUCCUUAACAAAUUUGGUCUUUCAAUCAUUAUUAAGUCCCAACAGUUUUGAUAAAGCAAUUGAAUGUUUGGUAACUAUUUUAAGAGAAACUCGUGAUAUCAAUGACCUUCAACUAAUUGAUGCUCUAUUCCAACAAGUCAUCAAGAUUAACACCUUUAUGCCAAAGGAAAUGACAGAGGAUCCAGAAGUCGUGGAUGGAUUAACUCGUUUAUAUUCAGAAGCUGGUGAAUCAUGGCAUGUUUUGAUAGCCAAAGACCCUAAUCAUUUUAAACCUUUAAUUGACUUAAUACUACAAUGUUGCUCAUAUGAAGAGGAUUUGGAUGUGGUUAAGUAUACAUUCUAUUUCUGGCACUUAUUAAAGCAAUUAGUUACAUUGCCAAAAUUUGAAAAAUCCAAGGCAGAACUCGUGGAUACUUAUUCAAGCUUAAUCACUGUAAUUAUAAAACAUUUAACAUAUCCAACAGAUGCGGAAGAUCAUGAUUUAUUUGAUGGUGAUAAGGAACAAGAAGAUAAAUUCAAAGAAUUCAGAUACGAAAUGGGUGAUCUUCUUAAAGAUUGUUGUGCUGUUGUGGGACCAACAAGAGCACUUAACAUUCCCUUCCAACAAGUUCAAAGUUGCUUAAGAGAUCCUAAUUCUCAAAAGUGGCAAUAUAUUGAAGCCCCAUUAUUUUCCAUGAGAACAAUGGCUAAGGAGGUUCCAUUGACAGAACAAACUAUUUUACCAACCAUUAUGGAGUUCUUAGUUCAAUUACCAGAACAUCCUAAAAUCAGAUAUGCAGCAACCUUAGUACUUGGAAGAUACACCGAAUGGACUUCCAAAAACCCCUCAUUUUUGGAACCUCAGUUACAGUACAUUACAAAGGGGUUUGAAAUGGAUAGUUCCAAAGAGAUUAUAAUGGCAACUUCUCAAACUCUAAUGUAUUUCUGUCAAGAUUGCUCCAAGUACUUAGUAAACUACUUGGAACAGUUAUAUGUUUUGUACGGUCGAGUACAAGAUAAAAUCGAUCUUAGUUCAUCAUAUGAAUUGGCUGAUGGUUUGGGACACGUAAUAAAGCAAGUCCCAAGAGAAAACGUUUACCAAACCUUGGAAAUGUUUUUAAGUCCUCACUUGAAUUAUUUCACAGCAUUAUUAUCGGCCCCUCAAACUGAAGAACUUUGUGUUGAAGUUGCCGACAAGAUUGAAGUCAUUACCAUUUUUGACUCUGUUUUGAGAAGUGCCAAGUUUGAGGAUCCAGAUUAUCCACCUGCAACUUUCUUUAUGGAAAAGAUUUGGCCAUUACUUGAAAAAUUACUUGAAAAGUUUGGUCUGUCAUUGAAGGUUAGUGAAAGAGUAUUAAAAUCAAUCAGAACAGCAAUUCAAUCUUUCAGUACUUACUUGUCUCCUAUACUAAGUAGUCUUGCCUCGUUAUUACAUGAAGGAUUUAAGAAAUCACGAUACGGAUGUUUCCUUUGGGUUACUGGUGCGUUGGUUCGUGAAUUUGGGGAUGAAUACUCUUCUGAAGAUGUUAAGGAAAAUGUUUACAAUUUUGGUCUCAGUCAGGCGCAAACAUUCUUUGAAAUCUUCAAUGCUUACAAGCAAGAAGGUAGAAUCACUGAAAUCAAUGAUGUUGUUGAAGACUUUUUCCGUAUGAUGGACGACUUGUUAAUGUUUUUCCCAUUCAAGUUAAUUGGUAAUAGUGAAUUGUUAUCAUCUCUUAAGGAUGCUGCUGUUGUCACAAUCUCGAGUAUUCGUGAAUUUGAAACAUUAAUUGCUUGUUUACAUUUCAUGAUUGACUUAAUAUCUUGGGGUUUACCAAAUCCGCCUAUUUCUUUCUUUGAUGAGAACCCACACCAAGUUCAAGAACAAAUUAAAGCAUUGCUUAUGACAAGUGGAGUUGAAUUAAUUAAGUGCCUCAUUGAAGGUUUGAUUUUCCUUUUACCAAAUGAUGCUCAACAUGAUGCAAAUGAUCUACUUUUGAAGGUUUUGGUUGUUAUUCCCGACUCUCAACUUGCAAUUGAAUGGCUUGUGCAAGUGGUUAUGUCGUUACCUAAUGUUAGUGAAAAGGAAGUGAACAAAUUGGGUUCUACUAUUUCAGUUGCAUUGCCUAAUAAAGAUAACCGAAGAGUCCGUUCAAGUUUGAAGGAUUUCAUUAGCUGGUACUCGCGAAAAAAUGUCUCCCCAAGAUCUGAGUUUUAA